UGCUGAUGGACGGAACCGACCGAAUACAGUCUGGAGGAGACAAGAGGGACAACAGGAGCGCCCGGUCGUUCAUGAGCGCAACAAUGGAGAGGGGUGGUGCUCGUGGUAUUUAGAGAAUACCAAAGGUUGUCUCUCUUGGCGCCUGUUUGUGUUCAGCGACAGGAUGCGCAGCAGCAUCUCCAUGGAUCUUUAAAACACUGAUGCGGGAUAUGCGCCGAAAACCGCCUGUGGAUGCAACGAAAAGUACUGGAUUCUUAAUUUGAAGGAGAGAAACAGCGGAGGAAAGCGCAGGGAAACGAACAGAUCACUAAUUGUCGUUAUUCCUCCUUUUUUGGGUGGGUUUGUCCAUCAGCUCUGGAGGAGGAGGGAACCUUCAAGAAGUUUGUGCGCGGCGUUAAUAUUUUACCUGAGGGUGAACGCUGCAAAAGUAGACGCACAUCUCACGGUUGGCUUCUUUAUUUCUAACUGGGGGGUCGUUAUGAAGUGUUAGUGAGGCCCCUGGAGAAGCUUGGACACCGGAGAUCGGGGCCUGGGCGCACCGCGUCUAUUGAGACGGACCCGCGCAGCAGCAGCAGCAACAGCAGCAAGCAGCGCACCACCUGGAAACUAUACGGUCCGCCAGACGCACCAAACCCACAAGACCCUCUCCUCUCUCUUCUCCCCCCCUUCCUUUGCUCCUCUCUUCUUUAUCUCUUCCCUCCUCGUCUCUCCUUCUUACCAACCGGGAUUUUGUUUUCUUCAGGCUGGUGUGGACUUUACAGCCACGACAAAAACUGAUCAUGCGAUGACUGAGCGCGCUUUGGGCACAUCUACCGAGUCCAUUGCAGGAGGUGAAUGAUGGCCGAGGAUGGGGGAAAUCUCUCCGGGGCCCCCGACGCCAGGGGCUCGGAGGAUCGCUCCUCUCUGCCGAGGACUUUCAUCCGGCUCAACGACCUGUCCGGGGUCGGGAUAGGAGGCGGGGAGCGCGGCGAAGUGGUGGUGGAGCCGGCGUCCCCAGCGCCUGACGGGAUCUCUACAGCCGGGGAGGAUGCGUCAGCGAGCGGCGGGGAGAGCCUUCCCUACCCCACCCUGGCCCCCGUAGUCUUCUUCUACCUGAAACAAACCACCCGGCCUCGGAGCUGGUGUCUGAAGAUGGUCUGCAACCCAUGGUUCGAGCGAGCGUCCAUGUUGGUGAUCCUGCUGAACUGUGUGACACUGGGCAUGUUUCAUCCCUGUGAGGACAUCGACUGUGACUCUGAGAGGUGCAAGAUCCUGCAGGACUUCGAUGACUUCAUCUUUGCAUUCUUUGCCAUUGAGAUGGUGAUUAAGAUGGUGGCUCUGGGGAUUUUUGGCAAGAAGUGUUACCUUGGAGACACGUGGAAUCGCCUGGACUUCUUCAUAGUGGUAGCUGGGAUGCUGGAGUACUCCCUCAACCUGCAGAACGUCAGCUUGUCAGCGGUGAGGACGGUUCGCGUGCUGAGACCUCUGAGAGCCAUCAACCGAGUGCCAAGUAUGCGUAUCCUGGUGACCCUGCUGCUGGACACCCUGCCCAUGCUGGGUAACGUGCUGCUGCUCUGCUUCUUCGUCUUCUUCAUAUUCGGCAUCGUAGGCGUCCAGCUGUGGGUCGGCCGGCUCAGAAACCGCUGUUUUGUGGAGGACGUCAUCAACUUCCCUCUCCCUAAAUACUACCACACUGAAAACGACGACGAGAACCCCUUCAUCUGCUCUCAGACCCGAGAUAACGGCAUGAGGGACUGCAACUCUGUGCCCAAGCUGUAUGAGGAAGGUGGAAUUCAGUGCAACCUGGACAUGUACACCAACAGCACUGAUAACACCACCUGCAUCAACUGGAACCAGUACUACACCAACUGCUCUGAUGGUAUGGUCAACCCAUUUAAGGGGGCCAUCAACUUCGACAACAUCUUCUAUGCCUGGAUUGCCAUCUUUCAGGUGAUCACUCUGGAGGGCUGGGUGGACAUCAUGUACUUUGUGAUGGAUGCACACUCCUUCUACAACUUCAUCUACUUCAUCCUACUCAUCAUUAUUGGCUCAUUCUUCAUGAUCAAUCUAUGCCUGGUGGUCAUCGCCACUCAGUUCUCAGAAACCAAGCAGAGGGAGAGUCAGCUGAUGAAGGAGCAGCGGGUGCGCUUCAUGUCCAAUGCCAGCACUCUGGCCUCCCUCUCCGAGCCAGGCUCCUGCUACAAUGAGCUGCUCAAGUACCUGGUCCACAUCAUCCGUAAGGGGGCCAAACAGGUGGCCCAUAUCUGCAGGCUCUUGGCUCGCCGUGCCGGCCUCAACAUCGCCGCCUCACCACCAGCCACAGAGCCCCAACGUAGCCAGAGAAGGAGGAGGAAGUCCUCCAGGCAGGGAUCUAUGUCGGUUCAUCACAUGAUGCAUCAUCACCAUCACCACCACCACCACCACUACCACUUGGGGAAUGGCAGCGUGAGGGGAGGAGGGAGCAUCAGGUGUCUGGAAGGUAGGGAUGUGGAGGCCGGUGGUCAGAACAACAACGGCGGGGCUCCUGUAACAAGCACUGACACGGAGAUUCUUACUUUAGCCUCACCUCCUUCAGUGACAGCAGCCAGCUCUGAUACAAACCUGGCCAUUUUGUCCAGUCCUGCUGUGGGAGCUGCCGAUUCAUCUUCAGUUCGCAUAUUCCACGCAGAGAGUCUUCGCUGUACCCUCUCGCCCACAAACCUGGGGUCAACCCUGGGCCCCUUCUCCCUUGCCCCGGCUCCAAUGUCCAGAGCCAUGAAGAGGAACUCUGUACCAUUUGCGGCCCCAGGGCCUAAGAACUACCCUACUCUGCAGGCUCGAGCCCUGGCAGAGUCCAGACGAGGGAGUGCUGCCGCCAGCACUCUGACUAACAUCAAUUUUAACCUGAAUAUCCCACCCAUGCCCCUGGAAAGACGGCCAUCAAGUCUGGUGGACACACACACUCCCACAGCCCAGCUCUCCUGCCAGCUGUCAGCCCGUGAUCUUAGCACCACCAGCAGUGCCAUGGACACAGCUGCUCUGACACUGGACCCAGAGAGUUGCCCCUACUGCGCCAAGGCCCUGGCCAACGAAUCAGAAGGUGGCACUGAGGGCAAUGAGACCCCCGGAGACUCCGACAGCGAGGGUGUAUACGAGUUCACCCAGGACCUCCACCACAGGGACAGGAGAGACAGUCGUCAGCCCAAAAAGAAGCACUGUAGGCUGAGCAGAACUGCUGCGAAUGUUGUUCGCUUCUGGAGGCUGGUGUGCGACACAUUUAGGAAGAUCGUGGACAGCAAGUACUUUGGACGAGGGAUUAUGAUCGCCAUCCUGAUCAACACUCUGAGCAUGGGGAUCGAGUACCAUGAGCAGCCUGAUGAGUUGACCAACGCGUUGGAGAUCAGCAACAUUGUGUUCACCAGCCUGUUCUCUCUGGAGAUGCUGCUGAAGGUGUUGGUCUACGGGCCCUUCGGCUACAUCAAGAACCCCUACAAUAUCUUCGAUGGCAUCAUCGUGGUCAUUAGUGUGUGGGAGAUCGUGGGUCAACAGGGUGGCGGUCUGUCCGUGCUGAGGACCUUCCGGCUAAUGCGGGUGCUGAAGCUGGUCCGUUUCAUGCCUGCCCUGCAGAGACAGUUGGUGGUGCUGAUGAAGACCAUGGACAACGUGGCCACCUUCUGCAUGCUGCUCAUGCUCUUUAUCUUCAUCUUCAGCAUCCUCGGAAUGCAUCUGUUUGGUUGUAAGUUUGGGUCUGAGAGGGAUGGAGACACCCUGCCAGACAGGAAGAACUUUGACUCUCUUCUCUGGGCCAUAGUGACUGUCUUCCAGAUCCUAACCCAGGAGGAUUGGAACAAGGUAUUAUAUAACGGCAUGGCUUCCACUUCUCCGGUAGCUGCCCUGUACUUCAUCGCGCUCAUGACCUUUGGCAACUACGUCCUCUUCAACUUGCUGGUGGCCAUCUUGGUCGAGGGUUUCCAAACAGAGGAAGUGUCCAAGCGGGAGGAAUUGCAUGCCCAGCUGAGCCUAAUUCAGCUGCCUGUAGACUCAGGGGGUGACGCUUCUAAAUCGGGUUCGGAGAUCGAUUCCUGUGCACGAAGUAUGGAGGAUGUUAACGGCAGCAAGAAGGAUUUAUCAGCCUCUGCAGUAGUGCCUGUAAAUGGUCACGUGGACCUGAAGACCAACUUGACUCCACCUCUAAUUACCCACACGGCAGCCACCCCCAUGCCCGUACCCAAGUUGCCCGUCCCAGGUGACCCCAUCAUUGGCUACGAGUGCCGCAGAGGCAGCAACGUCUCCGUAGACCCGGCCUGCUAUGACAAAUCACCGACCAGUGCCCGGAGCUCUUCUCCCCAUCCCCCAUGGAGCUCUGGCAGCGGAAGGACCAGCCGGCGGUCCAGCUGGAACAGCCUGGGUCGUGCCCCGUCGCUCAAACGGCAGAAGCGGCAGUCUGGGGAGCGGCGGUCUCUCCUCUCCGGGGAGGGUGGCUCUAGCUCGGAAGAAGGAGAAGGUGGAGGAGAAGGAGGGUUGAUGGAGGAUGAUGACGCAUCUCUGGCCAGAACGGACUCCAUGUCACAGUCGCAGAGGGGGCCCCGACACCGGAGGAUGGAGUCAGUGGAGACCCGGAGCUCCAUGGAUUUGCCUCCUGAUGCUCUGCUGCAGGUGCCCUACCUGUACCGCUCAGCCAGUAUGCACAGUUCCAGACCCCCUUCACUGGGCCACCUGCGGCCCUCAGAGCACAGCGACUGUAAUGGGAAGGGCUCUCCGUCAGCCCUAGGCCCGACACAUGUCUCUCUGGAGGACAACACUGAAGACGAGAACGCAGAAGAGGAGGUCAGCCUGGGUCGUUUUGCCAGACUGUUCCGCUGGCUGGAGAAGAAACAGCCAGAGUGGUGUCGACAGAGAGACACCUGGUCACUCUACCUCUUCCCUCCAGAGUCAAGGUUUCGGAUCGUGUGCAAUAAGAUCAUCACCCACAAGAUGUUUGACCAUAUCGUGUUGGUCAUCAUCUUCCUCAACUGCAUCACUAUCGCCAUGGAGAGGCCACGCAUCGACCCCGCCAGCGCUGAGAGGAUCUUCCUAACAUUGUCCAACUACAUCUUCACAGCGAUCUUUGUGGCAGAGAUGACUAUAAAGAUCGUAGCUUUGGGCUGGUGUUUCGGAGAAAAGGCCUACCUGAGGAGCAGCUGGAACAUUCUGGACGGGAUGUUGGUGAUGAUUUCUGUUAUCGACAUCCUGGUGUCUCUCAUCUCCAACUCUGGUACCAAGAUCCUGGGCAUGCUCAGAGUGCUGAGGCUUCUCAGGACCCUGAGGCCGCUACGUGUGAUCAGCAGAGCCCCGGGGUUGAAGCUGGUGGUUGAGACCCUGAUGUCCUCACUGAAGCCCAUCGGCAACAUCGUGGUCAUCUGCUGCGCCUUCUUCAUUAUCUUUGGCAUCUUGGGAGUACAGCUCUUCAAGGGGAAGUUUUUUGUUUGUCAAGGAGAAGAUGUGAGGAACAUCACCAACAAGUCAGACUGUCUGCUGGCCAGCCACAAAUGGGUCAGACACAAGUACAACUUUGACAACCUGGGACAGGCUUUGAUGUCUCUGUUUGUUCUGGCAUCAAAAGACGGCUGGGUAGAUAUCAUGUAUGACGGACUAGACGCUGUAGGAGUUGACCAACAGCCGGUAAUGAACUACAACCCGUGGAUGCUGCUCUACUUCAUCUCCUUCCUGCUGAUCGUGGCCUUUUUCGUGCUCAACAUGUUCGUGGGCGUGGUGGUGGAGAACUUCCACAAGUGCCGGCGCCACCAGGAGGCCGAGGAGGCCAAGCGCAGGGAGGAGAAGAGACUGAAACGCAUGGAGAAAAAGAGACGGAAUUUAUUGGUUCCGGGGGUGAGUUGGGCCCUCUCUGAAGGCACACUGAAAGAAGCUCAGAGUAAGCCCUACUACUCUGAUUACUCCCGCACCCGCCUGCUCAUCCACAAGAUGUGCACCAGCCACUACCUGGACCUGUUCAUCACCAUCGUCAUAGGGCUCAACGUCAUCGCCAUGUCCAUGGAGCACUACCAGCAGCCUGAGGAGCUAACCGAGGCAUUGAAGAUUUGUAACUACGUCUUCACCCUCAUCUUCGUUCUGGAGUCCGUCUUCAAGCUGGUGGCCUUCGGCUUCAGGCGUUUCUUCAAGGACAAGUGGAACCAGCUGGAUCUGGUCAUCGUGCUGCUGUCCAUCAUGGGCAUCACUUUGGAGAAGAUCGAGGAGGCUUCUCUGCCUAUCAACCCCACCAUCAUCCGCAUCAUGAGAGUGCUGAGGAUCGCACGAGUAUUGAAGCUCUUGAAGAUGGCGGUGGGCAUGAGAGCUUUGCUGGACACCGUUAUGCAAGCCCUGCCUCAGGUGGGGAAUCUGGGUCUUCUCUUCAUGCUCCUCUUCUUUAUCUUUGCAGCGCUGGGAGUGGAGCUGUUUGGUGACUUGAUCUGCGAUGAGCUCCACCCAUGUGAAGGUCUGGGGCGCUACGCCACGUUCAAAAACUUUGGGAUGGCAUUUCUGCUGCUCUUCAGAGUUUCCACAGGAGACAACUGGAAUGGCAUAAUGAAGGACACAUUAAGGGACUGUGCCAAUGAGACCAGCACCUGCUACAACACUGUGGUCUCUCCCAUCUACUUCGUCUCCUUCGUUUUGACCGCUCAGUUUGUCCUAGUCAACGUCGUCAUUGCUGUCCUGAUGAAGCACCUGGAGGAGAGCAACAAGGAAGCAAAGGAGGAGGCUGAGCUGGAGGCCGAGUUGGAGCUCGAGAACAGGCUCCAGGCGGAAGCAGCAGAGAUGGCGACGCGAUCACCCCAGCUUAACCCUCUGACUCCGGCCAUGGACAGGUCAAGUUCUGGGGGUUCCCCCUGGAGGUCCACCGGAGGAGGGGACAGAGAGCAGGAAAGGGACGGUCCUAUGGACUCGCCCACUGCUGAUAUAACCAGAGACUCUGUAAACAUCAGAGAUGACCCUGCUUUAUGCAUGGAGACCCCACUGGAGUUUGUCCAGCGGAGAGCGCAGUUUGACUCGGUCUCCCUGGUCAUCCAGGGUUCAAUGGAGGGAGAGUUGAGUUUGAUGGACAACCUGUCUGGUUCUAUCUGCCACUACUACGCGCUGCCCCCCAAGCCCAGCAAGCACAGCACCGACAAGAAGACAGAGCAGCUCGACCCCGGGGAGCCACUGGAGGACAACCUGCUGAGUGUCAGGAAGCCCACAGUGGGACGCACACACUCCCUGCCCAACGACAGCUACAUGUUUCUCCCCCCGCAACCUUUCGGCCAACCCGCCACUCCAGCACAGCUUCUAGCACAGUCACAGGGGCCCCAGCACAUACUGGGCACCCACAGGGCCCAAUCAGGCUCCAGUGGAUCGGUGCGUUCACAACCGGAGGAGUUUUCCCAGCAGCUGGCUGUUCCCACAGACCUCUUCAGACCCAUCAGCCCCCAUAGCCACUCAGACUCGGAGAGCAUACCACGACUACCCCCUCCCAGACGCGCACACACGCUCAGCCGCACGCUCCGCAGACAGCUCAGCUGGGCCCAAAAGCCGCCCGACCCUGAGCUACUGCUCAAACACAGAUACUCCUGUUUCUGAACAGCCACAAACAGUGGACUUUAGCUACCACUGGGCCUUUCAGAAACACUGGACUCCCAUGUUCAUCUUCCAAGAGACAGACUGACUUAACACACACACACACACACACACACACAGGCAUCCCUCCUCCUUUUCUUUUGUCACUCAUUAGAUUUUGGUCUACUGCUAAGCAUCAGCCACAAAGCAUCUAAAACUCUCUGUCAGGUAUCUUUACCUGAAGGAACUUUGAGUUCAUGAACUCUUCUCUGUUCUUCUGCAAGUGUCAGGAGCUAGGUGUAGCAUUGCAUCAGUGGAUUAUUCGGUAGCCAAGUGAUAGAAUGUACUGAAGCCAGACGCAGAUGUUAUUUGGCUGAGAGGUUUUCCCACAAUGCAGUGCACUUACUACACUACAAACUAUACAACUCAGGGGAUUGCUACAGAACAGCAAGUGCUGUCCAUAUGCAUUUGGCCAUUUUGUACACACAGUACCACAGUGAUAGAGCACUUGUGAAUUUUCUAUUGACUAGCUUUAGUGCUUGAAACGUACAUAGUUGUUAACCAGAGUACAGUAGUUAUUGCACUUAACCCGAUUUUGCUUCAAAACGUCUGACAGGGUGAUCUUUUUUUUAAAAGUAUUGUUCCAGUAUGCACUGUUAUUAGUAGUGACUUGGUGUUGUAUUGCCGUGGCUGGUGAUUGGCCUAGCCCGGUUGUGAUAUCUUUGACCACUAGGUGUCCCUGUGGUCACACCAUUCAGGCUCAUGCAGGGAAACUCAUGAUUCCAAACAUUUUGAAGUGCUGUGGCCUAAAACUCAUGCAUGCCUUGUUUCCUCUAUAGAUUAAAGAUGUUUGAAUUGACCCGAUUUAACGCAAUUAAAUUCAAAUACUGUUCAUAUCCUCUCCACAGUUUGUGGUCCAUGAGGAACAAGUCAUGAGUUCAUGAGGACAAUUUAUGAGUUUUGGCACUCAUUGUGCUUACUAACCCUUCCUCUCCAACAGAAGCUACAUUUAUUAUGUUUACCCUCUGACUGUUGGCCUCACACCCUGCAGACGGUUUUAGUUCAGAGGUGAGGAUGACGGCAUGGAAACUCUGAUCUCAAUUUGGUUGUAAAUUUAACUGAGAAACUGUGCUGCAGGGUUUUGUGUGAAUGGUCAAAGGUUAAAGGUGGUCAUGCUCAGAGUUCACUGUGUCAGCCGGCGCUCAGUCAACUGAGUAAACUAAAAAAAAAAAAAGCAGCGUACACAUUCAGUUGAUAUGUAAUAUCCAGAAACGUCUAUGAUCUAGUAAAUUGAGCCAUGAUUGACAGAAAAAUGCAGCAAGUCUAUAUUUAGGUGAAGGUUUCUUAAAGCAAAGUCAUUUUGUCUAAAAGAUUCAUGACUAUGAUGUUAAGAGGAGUGUUUUUUGUCUCCUUCCAGACAUGUAAAACUAAAAAUAGUCUGCUUUAAAUAAUGAUUUGGGUUUGAAACAAAAAGUUCAAUUAAUUUGUAGUUUGUUUUUAGUGAAAACAUGUUGAAGUGACUCUACCUCAUUAAAAGAUCCAGAAUCUACCAGUAUGUAAAGAUUUCCAAAGUUUAAUUGCUGUACACAAGAUCUAAGACUUGUCCACUCUCUGUGUCGGGUUGCAUAUUGGAUCACGAUUGGCUUCUAAACUAUCUGUGAUGUCACAAAGUCCUGCUGGUAUGCACAUGCACUUUCCCCCCUUCAGCAGACGAACGUGAAAACAGCCUUCUGGUGUAAAUACAUCAUUCUGCACAGUGAAGCUCAAAUAUACAAGAAGUGACGCCACGACAGUAAUUAAUUUCUGAGUGGAGGCGGAGGGGAUUUAACAUUUAUUCCCCUCAGCUGUGAAUGUAGAAAAAUGUCUCUCCCUCGACAGAAGCACUGUGCAAUAAAUUAAAGAAACGAAACCAAAGAACACAUUUAAUAAUAACACCAAAUGCUGUUUGCUCAACUUUGCUCCAGCAGUGUGUUGGCAUCAUAUAAUUCAUGGAAGAUUGUUGUAAGUUCAAUUUAACUCCUUCGCUGCCACCAGUGAAGAGUGCAGAGAGGGCUGAGGCCGGUCACACUGUGAACUUUGACCCAGAUUGCUGCUUUCCAUCCUCAUCACCUCACACUAACUAGUCUCCCCCUCUCAUCCUCCCUGAUCCUCUCCAUACCCCCGAUCUCCUCCAUUUCCCCCUCCCUUCCUCUCAUCACAUAUUUACCUCCUCCUCUUCACCCCUCUCUCCUAAAUAUUUCAUCCCACCUGCUCUCCUCUUCCCUCCAU
Messenger RNA from Larimichthys crocea (large yellow croaker), 9792 nucleotides. RefSeq names its product calcium channel, voltage-dependent, T type, alpha 1G subunit (gene cacna1g). The record is from RefSeq and is a predicted model, not a curated record. The coding region runs from base 835 to 7548 and encodes 2237 amino acids. The transcript is spliced from 39 exons. Lineage: Eukaryota; Metazoa; Chordata; Actinopteri; Sciaenidae. Gene Ontology annotation, molecular function: high voltage-gated calcium channel activity. Gene Ontology annotation, cellular component: voltage-gated calcium channel complex; membrane. Gene Ontology annotation, biological process: calcium ion import across plasma membrane.